Molecule: messenger RNA, 2043 nt
Organism: Bombyx mori (domestic silkworm)
Lineage: Eukaryota; Metazoa; Arthropoda; Insecta; Lepidoptera; Bombycidae
Exons: 5
Coding region: 649-1197 (182 amino acids)
Source: RefSeq, a predicted model, not a curated record
CUAUACCUCCGAUCCGAAAUCACACAACACGCGGUCACAUAUAAAUGCAAUAGCUAAGACAAGUGAGGGUAAAAAUCAAAUAUUAGUUAGUAUUAUUUGAAAUUUUAUUUGUUGUGUGCUCUGAACGACUAUUUGCUCUGUGUAGAAACGUGGCAAACAAUCAUAUUAUAAAUAAUACAAUCACAGAUUCAGACAGUGCGGUUGUGGUAUAAAUAAAGGAGUGUAUAUUCAGACAUUUAAUUAAACAAAGCUAUCCGUGAAUGCAACUUCGAUAAAACAAAGCAUUUUCAACAUAAAAGUAUUCUAUUCUUUUUGUGUUUACAUUUUGUUAAAUUAAUUAAUUAAUGCCGGCUCUUAUCGUAGUGAUAUGAAUAUUUGAACGCGACUUCGGUGUAGUCAGUGAUUAUAAACAAACAAAAGAGUUUUCUGUGUGAAUUCAAACAGCUACUAGCUGUAACGAUGUGAAUGUAUCGCAAAUUCCUAAUCAGUAUUAUAUCUCAUUAUCAUUAGUUGAAGAUUAUGUUAUUGUAUUGAAGCGAUAAACUGUUAUCAAACGAUAAAAAUAUUGUCAGUUAGUGUAUGAAUUGGCUCGUUUGAGAUUGGACGAAAUAUUUCUUCAUAAACUUGGUGCCGAUUCGUUUAUAUACAAUGUAUACGAGUCUACCUUUCUCGAUGGAGCACAUUCCUAAACAAAAGGGCUUCGGAUGCCUAUCUCUCAAAUUUGGCUGUAUAUUAUCGGGCUUAACUUUAAUCCUGUACUCCGUGCUGGUAAUAGCGCACUCCUCAGCCGCCAUCGCAACAGCCUCACAGUCGCUAAAGUUCGACUGGGAAGGAGUUUUGACGUAUGGCGUUUUGGCAACUGUCAUUUUGACACAUUGCGUCACGCUGUUCCUGACAGCCAUCAUGCUUGUCGGCACUUUGAGGGAAAAACCUCACUUGAUGCGUCCUUGGCUGGUGUGGAUGUCUGUGCAGAUCAUGAUCUACGUUCUCAUGUUCGUGUUUUGGACCACAACUAACAUGGUCAGUCAUAUGGGCGACACGUCGAUGCUCGGAUACGCGUUGGAAUUUCUAACUCUCUUAAUUCGUUUCUACAUGCUGGUCCUUGUUGCAAGCUAUUACGAUUUGUUAGAAAAGGACAGAGAAUACGGAGAGAGACUCAAAAGUUUGAACAAUCAACACUGGUACAACUCUGCUUGAUCUAGAAGUUUAAGUUUAAGGAUAACGGAAUACUCUUUUGUUGUUAUUGUUUGUUUUUUAUAAUUAUUUUUUAUUUGUAACUGUUUAUUUGAAACUGAAAACUGCUAUUAUGAACUUCUUGAGAGAAUUUAUCGCGUCAAGAGUUAGCAAGCAGCCAAUCUGUAUAAUAAACUGUAGGUAUAGUGUAUUAAACUUUGCUUAGUUACAUGUUGUAGGAUCAAUGGAUAUGUUCCUGAAUGAUUAAAUUGCAGAUUUUAAGAUUAUGCUAUCAUACUCAUGACUCAUGGUAGAUGAUGUCAUUUACCUUGUUGAUGUCUAUGGGCUCUGGUUACCGCCUAACACCAGAUGGGCCAUGAGCUCGUUCAUCUAUCCAUUCAAAAAAUAAAAAAUAAAAAUACGGAUUAAUUUGUAGUUUUCUAGCCCUUUUCUUUCGAUAUCGACCACUUGACUAUAAUAACGGAUCAAUCAGCUUAAAGUGAAAUAUUAUCUUGAAAGUGGUCACUCAGAUAUCUAAAAAGACAAAUUACAAUGAAUUACAAUUUCAAGUUUUCGGUUCGUAAAGUUAAUAACCCUGAAUCCAUUUGUAGUUUAUGUCGAGAUGUUUUUUUUUUUUAUUGCCCUUGUAGGCAGACGGUCAUACGGCCCACCUGAUGGUGAGUGGUUACCGUCGCCCAUGGACUUCAGCAAUGCCAGGGGCAGAGCCGAGCCGCUGCCUACCAAGAUGUCAAAAAAAAAAGAAUUUAAUACGUAAUUAAGUUAAUGGUUUCUCGAUUCCAAAAUGUGUAUUUAAAACUGAAGAAUCAUUUGUCAUUAAAAUCCAAGGAAAAAUUCAUAAGACGUACACAA